This is a messenger RNA of Eupeodes corollae, 4414 nucleotides long. RefSeq names its product aryl hydrocarbon receptor nuclear translocator homolog (gene tgo). Gene Ontology annotation, molecular function: protein dimerization activity; DNA-binding transcription factor activity, RNA polymerase II-specific; RNA polymerase II cis-regulatory region sequence-specific DNA binding. Gene Ontology annotation, cellular component: cytoplasm; transcription regulator complex; nucleus. The record is from RefSeq and is a predicted model, not a curated record. Lineage: Eukaryota; Metazoa; Arthropoda; Insecta; Diptera; Syrphidae. Gene Ontology annotation, biological process: regulation of transcription by RNA polymerase II. The coding region runs from base 1008 to 3389 and encodes 793 amino acids. The transcript has 8 exons.
CGUCCGUCGUCGGUGUCGCUGUCGUUGUGUCGUCGUAUUUAUAAAUAUACAAAAUUGCAUUUCGAACAAAGCUCAAACUAUACACCAUAACCCAGCCAACGCGACUAGUGCAAAUUCAAUUCUCUCCAACUAAAAUACAAUCAAUUCUUUUUCCUGCUGUGUUUUCUUUCUUAUUAUUAAAAAAUAAAAAAGAACAGCAGCAGAAAAAUUGCAUUGAAAAAAUAUUAAAAAAAAUAAAAACGUUGAAUAAUUUUUAGAAUGCAACAACUAACACAGUAAACAAAAUACAAACUGCUAGCGCUGCUAGCUUGUGGAUUGAGGGCUGAGGGACUGAGGGCUGACAGAGUGGAAGUUGUAGCACUGACGUUUUGUUUUAAUGGGAAUAUGGCAUCGGCUACAAUUUUUUCAAGGUGACAGACUUUGCUGUUCUGAGCUGUUUGCUGCCGAUGUGUGUGCAGCUUUAGAAAAUUGUUUACAUACUCAAACUCAUACUACUUGUUGUUACUACUAUUGUGUUUUUUUAAAAAUGCAUCCAUAAACAAUUAAAUAAAAGAGUUUUAUUUUUCUAUUAUACUCGUGCUUACCUAUUCCAUGGAAAAGCACAAAAAUCCACCAAGUCAGUGAAAAUAAAACCGAGUUAAGUUUCUGCUUUAACUACUUCCGCCCGUGCAUCUCUUGCCUCUUCUGGCCUCCGUUGCCGUGCCUAAAAAAGUAUAUUUCUGCUUAAUGCAUUCAUUUUGUUGCAGUGAAGUAUUGAAUUUUUGUGUUGUUGUUUUUCUUGGAAAGUGUACUCACGGGUGUAUACUCGUAACUCGUAUAGUGUGAUGUUCUUCGCUGUGCAGUGACCUCUUUUUUAAAUUUUAAGUGAAACCAGCAAAGAAGUAAAACAAGCUAAAAAAGUAAAAUAAAAAAAAUAAAAUAAAGCUCUAUAAAGAAAACUUCAAAUUACUACUGUCUGAGUAGAAAAAAAUAACAUUAGCAAGCUGGAACCAUAUGAGUUAAGUACGAUGUACACGUAUGCAUCGCCUCCGCCACCCCCACCCGAUGGUGGUCAUGGUCAUCCCGCGCACCAUCACUAUGGUAUAUCGCCGGCUUACCUUGCAGCAGCUUCGCAAUCAUCAUCAUCGCCUCACCAUCAACCAGCGCAUCAUAAUUUAAGUAGUCCUAGUCCUCUAUCGACGGCCUCGACGUCCAUAUCAACAAUUGGGGCAGCUGUUGCUGGUGGAAUGGUUGCCCCAAAUCAUAAUUCACAUAUCAAUGUUAUACCUUCACCCGCGGCAUCGGGCAAUUCGGGUGAUAUAACAGGAUUAGGAUCAAAUAUGCAUGUUAGUGUUGAUUUACACCAUCAUGUUGAUUCACAGCAGCAGCAGCAACAACAACAACAGCAACAACUUACUGAACUAUCUGCCUCACAAUCGAAAAGAAGAAGAUCAGAUGAAGAAGAGCCAAGCGCUAAUAAGUACAACAGAAUGGAUGAUGAAAAUAUUCAAGAUAAAGAGCGGUUCGCUAGUCGGGAGAACCACUGUGAAAUCGAAAGAAGGCGUAGAAAUAAGAUGACUGCAUAUAUAACAGAAUUAUCGGAUAUGGUGCCAACAUGUAGUGCUUUAGCAAGAAAACCUGAUAAAUUGACAAUAUUGCGUAUGGCGGUGGCACAUAUGAAGGCUCUUAGAGGAACCGGUAAUACCAGUAGCGAUGGCACCUAUAAGCCCUCAUUUCUAACGGACCAGGAACUUAAACAUUUAAUACUUGAAGCCGCUGACGGUUUUCUUUUUGUUGUGUCAUGUGAUUCUGGGCGAGUUAUUUACGUAUCGGAUUCAGUUACUCCUGUAUUAAAUUACACUCAAUCCGAUUGGUAUGGCACAAGCCUUUAUGAUCACAUACAUCCUGAUGAUCGUGAGAAAAUUCGAGAGCAACUUUCGACACAAGAACCACAAAAUACCGGACGCAUAUUAGACCUCAAAACUGGCACAGUGAAGAAGGAGGGACAUCAAUCUUCAAUGAGGUUAAGUAUGGGUGCUAGACGUGGCUUUAUCUGUCGCAUGCGUGUUGGAAAUGUCAAUCCGGAAUCAAUGGUUGCUGGACAUUUGAAUCGUUUGAAACAGCGUAACUCGCUAGGUCCGUCACGCGAUGGACAAAAUUUCGCAGUUGUGCAUUGUACGGGCUACAUAAAGAAUUGGCCACCAACUGAUAUGUUUCCAGGCGUUCACAUGGAUCGAUCAGGUGACGAUGAUGUGCACUCAUCACAUUGCUGUUUAGUUGCGAUAGGACGAUUGCAAGUGACAUCGACAGCGUCAUCGGAUCUAACCAGUGCUAAUAACCAAUCGGAGUUUAUUUCACGUCAUGCCAUGGAUGGAAAGUUCACCUUUGUAGAUCAACGAGUUUUAAACAUUCUCGGUUAUACCCCUACCGAUUUAUUGGGUAAGAGUUGUUACGACUUUUUCCAUCCCGAAGAUCAUAGUCAUAUGAAGGAGAGCUUUGAGCAAGUGCUUAAGCAGAAGGGGCAAAUGUUUUCUCUGAUGUAUCGUUUUCGAGCGAAAAAUCGAGAUUAUGUUUGGCUGAGAACUCAGGCGUAUGCCUUCCUCAAUCCCUAUACCGAUGAGGUGGAGUAUAUUGUUUGUACAAAUAGUUCAGGAAAGACAAUUCAUUCCACUGGACACGAGAAUACCACACCAGAUCAUUCAGAACAUGUGUAUGUCACACCAGGAGUCGACUACACUCUGCCACAGGGUACACGCCGUGAUCAGACUCCAAAUGCUCAAACUGGAGGUACUCCUCAGGUUGUGUAUAACACUCACAAUAUGAUCGGUGGCCAUAUACAACAGGGACAAAAUAAUGUACAACGUCCAGCAAGUGCACAAAAUCCUGUACCUUAUAAUUAUGAAACGGCGACGCAUUCGCCCUUAGGGUAUGGAUCACCUGGUGCUCCAACAGCUAAUUCAGCCCACCUCGCAAGAAUACCCAAAGCAAACACAUCUCCAACACCAGCAGCGGCUGCUUGGUCCCUAAGACAACAGCAACCUGUCACAGAAGGCUACCAAUACAACCAGAUGAGCCCGUCUAGAUCACCGAGUGGGCCAACUUAUACCCAGCUCAGUGCGGGCAACUCUCGUCAAACAACAGCAUACCAUACAAGUGCUCAAACACCUCAAUCAAAUGCUGGUAUCUGGGGAUGGCAAAAUUCAGGUCAAACUGCUGAUCCUGGACCUGGUUCAAGUGGGUCAGGUGGGGUGCAUCCUCCGCCAGUGGGAAGCCAAUCACAUCAUCCGCCUCAUGUUCAAGGGCAACCCCAAGGCCAAGAACUUACUGAUAUGUUGCAGAUGCUAGACCAGAGUGGACCUACUACCUUCGAGGAUCUCAACAUCAACAUGUUUAACACGCCAUUCGAAUAGAAAACCUCAAUUUAUUAACAACUUCUUUUCUAUUUGGCGCAACGAGUCUUUGUCUUGAUCUCUUUUUUUAUAUUGAAGAGGAAAGUAUUGACGACAAUGAGAACAGAUAUAAGAUUUAAAGACUUGUUGUGAUUCAACAAUCUAUGUACAUCUCAUAAACAAACCUUAGAUUUAUACAAAAAAAGGCAUUUUCACACUGGAAAAUUUAUUGACAAGCAACUGCAUUUGAAAAACUCUGUGUGGUUGGUUUAAAUAAAAUUAUAGGAUAUAUUAAGUUGUACACGACGCACAGUUUAUCCAAUUGUUCUUCUUAUAACGGCUAUUAAGUGCAAUCUUUUUUCUUCAAUUAUUUUUGGAAACCAUACUUCUUUUUCAUCCAGUUAAUAUUUACAAAAAUUCAUAAAAUCAUGAGUUAUUGACUUGCUUUGGUUCACUAUCCGCAUCUUUGCCUGCAAGAACAAUUAAUCCUCAAUCAAUCUAACUGGGAUGAUAUUCGGAGGGUUACUUAGGAAGCUUCAUAGAUAAUGUAUGUAUUUUCGUUGGACCCACAUCGAAUAGUUUUUAUAAUUCUUUAAAAAUUAUAAGUUAAGGAUAUUUAAAUAACAACUCAUAUUUUAAAACAACUUUUAUACAUAUAUAUAAAUACAAAUAUGUAUCAUUCAUUUUUUUAAUAUACAUAUAUAUAUAAAUAUUUAAAUAUAUGUAAAAAUAUUUACUUUUUUUAAAAUUAAAGUUAAUAUGAUAUUUAAAAGUAUUUAUUAAGCAAAUGAACAAAAACAAAAACAAGAAAAUGUAACAAAUCUUUAAAAUAAAUAAAUCAUAAACGAUAUAAGAAAAUAAUUUUAAACAUUAAUUAAAAACAAACAACAAAAAAUAAUAAUGGAGAACAGAAUUAUUUAAAAACAAACAAAAAAGAGAUCAACGUGUAUUUUAAUAAUUUCGAUAAUUUGUAUUGUGUGUGUAAUUUGUCAUGCUUUGCAAAUAAAAAUGAAACAAGUAAAUAAUAUAAAAAAGAGAAAUAGAAA